Molecule: messenger RNA, 935 nt
Organism: Rhinichthys klamathensis goyatoka
Lineage: Eukaryota; Metazoa; Chordata; Actinopteri; Cypriniformes; Leuciscidae
Gene: kcne4
Product: potassium voltage-gated channel, Isk-related family, member 4
Exons: 2
Coding region: 307-762 (151 amino acids)
Biological process (GO): regulation of heart rate by cardiac conduction; ventricular cardiac muscle cell action potential; regulation of ventricular cardiac muscle cell membrane repolarization
Cellular component (GO): membrane
Molecular function (GO): delayed rectifier potassium channel activity; voltage-gated potassium channel activity involved in ventricular cardiac muscle cell action potential repolarization; potassium channel regulator activity
Source: RefSeq, a predicted model, not a curated record
ACAGCAAGCCUGUCUGGAUAUUUUAUGAUAAACGAGCACAUUUGGCAGCGCUACGCACUUGGACUUCAUUAAACGUCAUCAGAAUGUGUGUGUGUGAGCUCAAGCGAGGAAGAACGUGAGGAUCUCGACUCCCUAAACCUCUGUCACAGAUCCCGCUGGCUCGUGUCCACGCAUGGGAUCCGCUAUUUAAACGGGACUCUGCUGACAAACCCGUUACAAUCCAGAGAGCCUCGAGGAAACGCGUGAAACGGCCUUACGCGCUCCAGGGGGAAACAUCCCGGUAACUCAGUUCCUGUGACUGUCGUAAUGGAGUUGGCGCAGAACGCCACCGCGCUUUCAUCGCAGCAGAACAACAGAAGCGCGUUGCCCGGUGGAAGUGACAACAACGCGUACCUGUACAUCAUCAUCGUGGUGUCCUUCUACGGAGUCUUCCUCAUUGGGAUCAUGCUCGGUUAUCUGCGCACCAAGCGGCGUGAGAAGCGUCGCUCGAACGCGUUCACGCGGCUUCUGCACGAGGAAGAGCAACGCGAGUGGGGCGCGAGCCAGAAGAAGAACAGUCUCAGUCUUCCCGCAUUUCCCGCGCUGCGCGCCACGCCGGUGCCGUUCAUGCUGAACCCCGACCGCUCGCCUCUGGCGUGUGCGUUGUGCUCGGUGGAGCAGAGCAGUGUGAGCUCUCUCAGCUCCGUAGCAGAUGUGCACUUCGCCAUCGAGGAGGAAUCGGACAGCGGUGGAGGACCCGAGGAUACACAGAAAACGGCGUAGGAUCAGACCACAACCCCGGGGGAAACCUCUGAGAUUCCCGCCAAAAACAUUACUAUGGCAACCAAAGUUCCCGCCAAUAAUAAUUACCACAGUUUACGUUACUACAAAUGAAACUGUUUGAAAUUGGUUCUAGCCACCAUUGUAAUACAACAAUAAAUUAAAGAACGUUUUUU